AUGGGGUCCCUCAUCGCCAUCCGCUAUGACCGUGCGAGCGGCCUCUCGCUGCUGGACCAGCGCAAGCUGCCGUUUGAGACGGCGUGGCUUCCAACGCCGACGCCUCAGGACGCAUGGCAGCAAAUCAAGGAUAUGGUUGUGCGUGGAGCCCCGGCCAUUGGUGUCACUGGCGCGCUGUCUCUAGCAUCUCACCUGACGCGCAACGGCGGCGGCAAGCAGUACAGCAGCGUGGCGGCAGUGGUGGAGGAUGUUGAGAAGACCAUGGACUACCUUGUGACCAGCCGCCCUACGGCUGUCAACCUGGCGGACUCUGCCACCAAGCUCAAGGCAGUGGCGCGCCAAGCGGCGGCGGCGGAGGGCGCCACCCCUGAGAGUGUGACGGCUGAGGUGGUGGCGGCUGCGGAGGCGACCCUGGAGGAGGAUAUCGCGGCCAACAAGGCCAUCGGCGCAGCAGGCGCCAAAGCGCUGCUUGACGCGGUGGCGGCGCGCGGCCGCACGCGCAGUGGCGGCAAGGUGCGCGUCCUGACGCACUGCAACACGGGCAGCCUGGCUACAGCGGCCUACGGCACGGCGCUGGGCAUCAUCCGCGCGCUGCACGAUGCCGGGGCGCUGGAGCACGCCUACUGCACAGAGACGCGGCCAUACAACCAAGGCGCCCGCCUGACUGCGUUUGAGCUGGUGCACGACGGCCUCCCCGCCACCCUCAUCUGCGACAGCGCUGCCGCGGCGCUGAUGGGCGCGGGUGACGUAGACGCUGUGGUGGUGGGCGCGGACCGCGUCGUGGCAAACGGCGACACCGCCAACAAGAUUGGCACCUACGCCCUGGGCAUCGCGGCCGCGCACCACAGCCUGCCGUUCUUUGUCGCCGCCCCCACCACCACCCUGGACGCGUCCCUGCCCAGCGGCGCAGCAAUCGUUAUUGAGCAGCGGCCACCGGAGGAGAUCACUCACUUCCGAGGGCAGCGCGUGGCGGCGGAGGGCAUUGGCAUCUGGAACCCCUGCUUUGAUGUGGUGCCCGGCAGCCUGGUGGAGGGCAUCGUGACAGAGAGGGGCGUCGUGCCGCGCGACCACGACAGCGGCGGCCACGCGGUGCGCGCCUUCAUGGGGGCGCUUGGCCUGUGGAGCCCGCCGGCCGCCAGCGGCAACGGCAACGGCAAUGGCGAUGCUGCGGCUGAUGGCAGCGCAGCAGCUGAGGGCGGUGACGAGCCCAAGGCAGUGCUGGGGCGGCCACUGGGUGAGGAGGGCGUGCGCGGCUACGUGGCGGCGCGGCCCGCGCUGGCGGAGAAGGUGGGGCCCCCUGAGGGCGCGGCCGACUGGCAGGUGGAGGUGCGCGCCGACGGCAACAUCAAUUUUGUGUACCUGGUGACGGGCCCGGCUGGCGGCCUGUGUGUCAAGGAGUCGCUGCCCUACGUGCGCUGCGUCGGCGAGAGCUGGCCGCUGUCGCGCGACCGCUGCCGCAUUGAGGCGGAGGCGCUGCGGCUGCAGCACGCGCUGGCGUCGGCGCACGUGCCCCGCGUGUUCCACUUUGACGGCGGCCGCAGCCUGAUUGCCAUGGAGUACGUAGCACCCCCCGCCAUCAUCCUGCGUCACGGCAUCGUGGCGGGCCUCAUCUACCCCCGGCUGGCUGGGCACGUGGCGGCCUUCCUGGCGGCCACGCUGUUCAACACCUCACUGCUGGCCCUCGACUCGCGCGCGUUCAGUGGGUGCGGGAGUGCUUUACAAGGUGGGGCUGUGGUUGUCAAUGUUUGA
Monoraphidium neglectum is the source of this 1749-nucleotide messenger RNA. RefSeq names its product isopentenyl-diphosphate Delta-isomerase. Gene Ontology annotation, molecular function: S-methyl-5-thioribose-1-phosphate isomerase activity. NCBI's taxonomy places the organism in Eukaryota, Viridiplantae, Chlorophyta, Chlorophyceae, Sphaeropleales, Selenastraceae. The transcript has 6 exons. The record is from RefSeq and is a predicted model, not a curated record. Bases 1 to 1749 code for a protein of 582 amino acids.